Cydia pomonella (codling moth) is the source of this 1416-nucleotide messenger RNA. RefSeq lists its product as uncharacterized. The record is from RefSeq and is a predicted model, not a curated record. Bases 115 to 945 code for a protein of 276 amino acids. Lineage: Eukaryota; Metazoa; Arthropoda; Insecta; Lepidoptera; Tortricidae. The transcript is spliced from 5 exons.
AAUAAAAGUAUAUUUUUGACGCAUUUGACGUUUGUUUAUUAAAACGAUUAUUGUGUGCAUUAGCGAAACAAAAAUGUAAUUGCGAAAUUAGUGAUAUCUUCGUAAAUAAACACAAUGUCGCGUUUUUUACUAUUAAACUUUAAAGAUUUUGGUCUCAACCAAGAUAUAACACAGACGAUUCAGUCGCAAACGCUUGCUUGUAUAUGUUGUUUGGAUUCCAAUGUACCUCUUAUCAACUUGUCGACUUGUAAACAUGAAAUAUAUUUGCAAAAUUUCUACAAAACUGUGGCUGAACCAUCUAAGAAAGUAGUGUGUUUGGAGUGCCACAAUGUCCUGAAGAUGAUAGAAACUUUCCGACAGCAGGUGGUGAAGAGCUUUCAGAGAUUGGCUGAGGAAAUAACUUCAACAUCACCUCAAAACUAUACCAAACUUAAUAAAAACAAGUACAAUUUAACAGAAAAGAAAACAGUAAAUAUUUACCUGCCACCAGCAAAGUACACUGCAGAAAAAUGGCAACCCCAACCACAGAUAAACAAAGUUGUGAAGAAAGAGGAGUCUCUGGAACCUGCGUUGCCAGUGGUGAAAAUUAAGGCUGAGCCGGUUGAGAGUGAGAGAGAAAAGGUUGAGAUAGAAAUAGUUCCUGUGAAAAAGCAAGAGGAAACUAAAGCACCACCAGACAAGAACCCGGCUGUCCGAACCGUGACCCUGACCAAAGAACAGUUGGUACUCGAGCGCUUGAAACAAGCACAGUCUCCUGCUUACCUGAAACUACCAUAUCGCUGCGAAAGCUGUGUCGUCGGCUUCAACUAUGAGGAGAAUAUAAAAGAUCAUAUGAAGAGAAAACAUGGCCCGAAAGUGGGCAGCGUGACGUGCGACGUGUGCCUGGCCGUGCUGCAUCCCCCCGGCAGCCUCGCGGCGCACAUGUUCCGACACCUCACCAGGUGACCAGUUCAUUCUGUAUAGGAGCCCAGCGUGUAUUACAGACAGUGGGCAGUAUGACGUGCGACGUGUGCCUGGCCGUGCUGCAUCCCCCCGGCAGCCUCGCGGCGCACAUGUUCCGACACCUCACCAGGUGACCAGUUCAUUCUGUAUAGGAGCCCAGCGUGUAUUACAGACAGUGGGCAGUAUGACGUGCGACGUGUGCCUGGCCGUGCUGCAUCCCCCCGGCAGCCUCGCGGCGCACAUGUUCCGACACCUCACCAGGUGACCAGUUCAUUCUGUAUAGGAGCCCAGCGUGUAUUACAGACAGUGGGCAGUAUGACGUGCGACGUGUGCCUGGCCGUGCUGCAUCCCCCCGGCAGCCUCGCGGCGCACAUGUUCCGACACCUCACCAGGUGACCAGUUCAUUCUGUACAGGAACCCAGCGUGUAUUACAGACAGUGGGCAGUAUGACGUGCGACGUGUGCCUGGCCGUGC